Molecule: messenger RNA, 1050 nt
Organism: Caenorhabditis elegans
Lineage: Eukaryota; Metazoa; Nematoda; Chromadorea; Rhabditida; Rhabditidae
Source: the annotation of a RefSeq genome assembly
AUGCCUGAAAAUAUUUUGAGUUUGAUAGAUAAUUUGCUUACUCCAAUAUUCCUUUAUCUAAAUAAUUUGAAUUUCACGGUCUCUGUUGUCGGGGUCAUAGCUAACCUAUUUCAUUUAUCAGUGCUUUUUAGAAAACCUAUGAGGAUAUUGACAAUUAAUAUUUUUAUGAUUGGAAUUGCCCUAUGUGAUUUGUGUAAAAUGAUUUCAGUUAUAUUUACGGCAAUUAUCAACUAUUAUCAAUCAGUUAUCCAGUCACAAAUGCCUACAGAAUGUUUUCAGCGCUCCAUAUCCAACAUAUAUCGAACUUAUAAUAACCAAUUUAUGCUCAAGGGAAUCAGAUUUAGCAAAAAAUUGUCUGUUUGGUUGGCUGUCUCAUUAGCAAUACUGAGAGCUGUUGUGAUUAAAUAUCCAAUAAAUACAAAAAUACAAGAUUUCACAAGCUCUGCACACGGGAUUCGAAUUUUUCUCCUUAUCUGUCUUAUGAACUCUCCACUUUGGUAUCUUCAAAACAGAUUUUCUAUCGAUGAACAGGAGAAAUGGACUACUCCAAUCGAAUGCCUAAAUUUCACUGAAAACUCCACUCAGAUUAUCUAUUUGGAAAACAGCAGUGGUCUCGACUAUAGUACUUCACUUCUUAUUGAUGGAAUAAUCCCAUCCAUACUUCUUCCACUUUCAACCAUAGUGUUGCUCUAUGAGUUAAAGAAAAUUAAAAAGCUAACAGCUUCUACAAACUCUAGAUCCACAGAUAACAAUACGCGAACUACAAAACUGGUGUGUUUUGUUACUAUAACAUUUUUAAUAUCAACAGUUCCACUUGGAAUACUCUACCUUAUAGAGAUGAUCUUUUUUGAUACUGAUGGAUUGGAUAUAAUUCGAAAAAUCUCUUCAAUAUUUAAACUGAUAUCUCUUAUCAAUGGAACUAUCCAUUUUCUGAUAUGCUUUUUCAUGUCAACACUGUAUCGGAAAACUGUCAAAGAAAUGUUUGGAAUGCAACCUCACAAUGGAAAUCUAAUAAAUGUUCAACCAACUUUUCGAAAGUCUGAAAUAUAG